This is a messenger RNA of Suillus plorans, 978 nucleotides long. RefSeq lists its product as uncharacterized. The coding region runs from base 1 to 978 and encodes 325 amino acids. The transcript has 5 exons. Lineage: Eukaryota; Fungi; Basidiomycota; Agaricomycetes; Boletales; Suillaceae. The record is from RefSeq and is a predicted model, not a curated record.
AUGGCUGUCGCUGAAGAUGCGUUCAAACUCCUCGGUAGAGUUGCUGAUGCUUUCGACGAUCCUUCCUCUCGCGAGUCACGAAAAGACUUCCGCGUAAACACCAUCAAGAUACGCAAGCCCCAGACAAGUCGCUCCAGUCAAGAAAGUCAAGUUCAGCAUGCUUACUAUGCCCGCCGUGAGCCCUCUUUCUUCGACAUCAGCUACAUCUACGACGAUGACGAACUCGCCGAUAUGGCAUCGAUGACUGCAAACCGUUCAUGCGCGUCGUCAUCUGAGACAAUCAAAAGCCUCGCCGGAAUCACCUCGCAUGACGAUGCGUUCUAUGUUUGCGAUGAUACGGUUGCCUUGGAUGAAUCACCAUGCAGCGAAAUGACCAAGAUGCUUUCUCCCAGCAGCAGUCCGCUCGAUAGACUCAACAACCUUGCCCGUGCCGAACUCAAGAAGACCGGCUGGUUCGAACGACCUGACCAGUGGUCCAUCGUCAACAUGGGCCUUUCAAGUCCAAUGACGCACACACGUGGACCCAUAUCUCCCCAAAAAACACCUCCAGCCACCCUCUCGAUUCUCCCCUCCAUCACCACCGUCCCGCUUCCAUCCUUUGCCCAAAUACCGUCCCCGGAUUCACCCAUGCAGACGCAUUCCCCCGCCUCCUUCAAAGCCAGUACCCCAAACGGCAAAUACAGCUCGAGCUCGCGUGAUAGUUUUCCUGACUUUAGCACGCUAUCGUACGCCCCACGCAGCGAACCCGAGCCACCGCGACGUUUCGGUGUGAGUAGCCGCGUCAAGCAGCUCAUGAAGCGCGUCUUGCACGUCAACGUCGGCGUGCAUCCAAGCAGGAGAUCAAGACAAUCUUUGCUUGUGGGAGUGGGCUUGCGGCCCGCUUCUAUGGCCGGAGCGUCUUCGGGUACGUGGGCGUUUGCUAGUAUUGGAUCUACGCAUACUCAAGCGGGGAAUCGAUGGAGUGGACUUUGGCAUUGA